Molecule: messenger RNA, 1294 nt
Organism: Pelobates fuscus (common spadefoot toad)
Lineage: Eukaryota; Metazoa; Chordata; Amphibia; Anura; Pelobatidae
Gene: LCMT1
Product: leucine carboxyl methyltransferase 1
Exons: 11
Coding region: 96-1070 (324 amino acids)
Biological process (GO): C-terminal protein methylation
Cellular component (GO): cytosol
Molecular function (GO): protein C-terminal leucine carboxyl O-methyltransferase activity
Source: RefSeq, a predicted model, not a curated record
CUGGAGCCGCGGACCAAUGGCAGAGCUGCUGCAGAACCGUCCACAGAGCUGGUCAGUGCGGUAACAUCGCACGAGAAACCCUGACAUCGGCCGACAUGUCCCGGGGAGCCCAGUCUGACUCGGACACGGCGGACGAAGCGGUGAGAGGAACCUGCGACGAUGCUUCAAUCUGCAAGAGGUUUGCAGUAAGCGUUGGAUACUGGAAAGACCCUUAUAUCCAGUAUUUUGUCAGGCAAGCAAAGGAAAGAAAGGCACCAGAAAUUAACAGAGGGUACUAUGCUCGUGUGCAGGGGGUUCAUCAUCUGCUCAAAGCCUUCUUGAGGAAGACAGAGUGCAAAUGUCAGAUUAUCAACCUUGGGGCUGGACUGGACACAACAUUUUGGAAGCUGAAGGAUGAAAAUCUGCUCCCCACUAAGUAUUUUGAAGUGGACUUUCCCGCAAUAGUUGCAAGAAAGUUGUAUCAUAUUAAGUCCAAACCUCCGUUAUCAAAGCCAAUAAUGGAAACCCAUGGCUCAGAGUCGCUUUUAAUAGAUGCUCAUAGUCUGGAUUCUUCUCGUUAUUCAGUCAUCGGGGCAGAUCUAAGAAACCUGAAAGAUAUGGAAGAAAGGUUGAAGAAAUUCAGUAUGGACACACAGUUACCUACAGUUCUAGUUGCAGAAUGUGUCUUGGUCUACAUGACACCCGAGCAGUCUUCGCGCUUAUUGAAGUGGGCAGCAGACACAUUUCCGACAGCCAUGUUUAUCAACUACGAACAGGUGAACAUGGGAGACCGUUUUGGGCAGAUAAUGAUCGAGAACCUUCAGAGAAGACAGUGUCACCUGACUGGAGUGGAAGCCUGCCAGUCGCUGGAGUCUCAGAUGGAGAGAAUGCUGUCUAACGGUUGGGAAGCAGCGGAUGCCUGGAACAUGAACACAGUUUACAGCUGCCUCCCGCGGGUGGACUUAGAAAGAAUCGAAAAGCUUGAGUUUUUGGAUGAAAAGGAGUUACUGGAGCAGUUACUGAUACAUUACUGUAUUAGCUGGGCCAGUAAAGAUGCUCUAAGCUUGGGCUUGGCACAAACUACCUUUUGAAGAACUUGAAUAGCGAAGGCAGACAGACGUUGGCAGUGUGAAGUCUGAAAUUUCUGGAUCGAUUUUAUCCUGUUGCGCAGUGUGGCUAAAUCCGAGACCUUGUGGUUUCCUGCAACUCUUCCUACAGAUUGAUCCGAGAUGUGGUCUAAUCGAAUGGGUACACGGCAAUAUGUUGAUUGCUUGUAGCUGUGGUAAUUUAAAUAAAAAUUCAAGAACUUUUUUUU